Messenger RNA from Ruditapes philippinarum (Manila clam), 7529 nucleotides. RefSeq names its product membrane-associated progesterone receptor component 1-like. The transcript is spliced from 3 exons. The record is from RefSeq and is a predicted model, not a curated record. Lineage: Eukaryota; Metazoa; Mollusca; Bivalvia; Venerida; Veneridae. Gene Ontology annotation, cellular component: membrane; endomembrane system. Bases 15 to 611 code for a protein of 198 amino acids.
CAAUACGAUACAAAAUGGCUGACACUGUUGACUCCGAAGCGGGAAGUGAUGGCAAUUUUAUAUCAAAAUUCGUGUCAGAAUUGAUUUCAAGUCCAUUAAACUUAGCGUUACUUGGACUAUGUGGUUUUCUUUUGUAUAAGAUUAUAAUGGGCCAGAAGAAGCAAGAACCUGUACCUCCUAGAGAACCUGAAUUGGCAAAGUUGAAAAAACAAGAUAUGACCCUUGAACAGUUAAGAGAAUAUGACGGAAAAGGACCAGAUGGUAGAAUAUUAUUGGCAGCAAAUGGGAAAGUGUUUGAUGUUACCCGAGGCAAACGUUUUUACGGACCAGGUGGUCCUUAUGGUUUAUUUGCUGGACGAGAUGCUUCAAGAGCACUUGCUACUUUUUCAAUGACUGAAGAUGUUUUUCGUUGUGAAUAUGAUGAUUUGUCUGAUCUCACAAGUAUGCAGAUGGAGAGUGUUCGUGAAUGGGAAAUGCAGUUUACAGAAAAGUAUGAUUAUGUAGGUCGAUUACUGAAGCCAGGUGAGCAGCCAAGAGAUUAUUCGGAUACGGAAGAUGAGCAGGGGGAUGAUUCUAAAGAUAAGACAGAUUCAGAAAAAAAGAAAGACUAGCAUCAUUGGUUUAUAUUAUCAAUUAUGGACUAACAUGAGUGUUAGAUUGGCGAAAAAUGUGAUACAUUAUUUGUGUAAAUCACUGACACAUAGAAAUGGUACCCUGUAUUAUAGAUGGAUGUUUAAUUUGAUUGUAUUUAAAGUUGACACACAUAUUCCAUUAUUACAAAUAUGUAUAUACAGUGGGGAAGCUUUUUUUUAAAGUUAAUUUUACAGGUCUUUUGUAUCUAUAUAUUUUGUUAGUUUUCCAUUGGUUUGGUAAGUAUCAUUUUCUAGGUGAUUUGAAAGUAAGGUUUAGAUAGAAUUCAUUCCAAAUAUGUCAUUAAUUAGAUUUAAUUAUAGUAAGAUACCUUAUUCUAGUCAUGUUUAAAAUGUUUUCUUAUCUCUCAGUUAUAGCUAUUACAUUUGUAUGUUGAAGGUUCCAUAUAAUGGAAACUAGUGAGAGAGACCUUGCUUGAUUAUAUUACAGCAUAAAGUGUAACUUCAUAAUACUUGUUAAAGCUGCAUGCCUCCAAAUGAGCAAAAAGAUUUCAGUAAAAUCAAACUUGAGAAAACUGUACUAAGAUUUUGAGAAAAGUAAAAAGAUUCAAGGUGAAAGUGAUAAUUUACUUUUUAUGUGCGAUUAUUGACUGACAUUGAAGUAUUAAUCACCAUAUUUCUACCGCAGGACUAAUGCAGUAAGGGCUAUUUUUGCAUAUUUUGACCUCUUUUUUUUGUGUAAUUUAUGGAUUGUAAAUGUAAGGGUAAGAUUUUUAUGAAAAUUAGCAUGGAGGUGAAGGCAUGCUGCUUUAAAUACAACAUAAUUGAAAUGGGGCAUUCUUAUUUGUGUUUAUUUAGAAUGCUUUAAUGAAUAAACAUGUCUUGUUUUUUUUUAAAGUAUUUUAACUCUGAAAGAUAUCUUAGAUAUCACAGAAUAAAUGCUUAAGUGUUGUAUAUGUUUGAAGUGCCAUAUGGUGUUUGAACUAUAAUAUUUUAGACUGGAAGGGUGUUGUUUUUAUAAUUGGUACAACAACAACAACAAUAUCUUGGUAAAUCUUGUUAUGGAACUUAGCAAGUAUAUUUCGUCACCUUUGUGCAAUAAUGGGUUAACUCCUAUUAAAAUAAUUAAAUUAUAUAAGGAGUUUAUCUAUUACUGCACUAAGGUGACGAUUUAUAUAUAUGAGCCGAGUCAUGACAAAACCAUUAUAAUGGGUUUGCGACCAGCAUGGAUCCAGACCAGCCUGCGCAUCCGCACAGUCUGAUCAGGAUCCAUGCUGUUCGCUAUCAGUUUCUCUAGUUGUAAUAGGGUUUGUAAGCUGUUUGUAAACCCUAUUACAACUAGAGAAACUGAUAGCGAACAGCAUGGAUCCUGAUCAGACUGCGCGGAUGCGCAGGCUGGUCUGGAUCCAUGCUGGUCGCAAACGCAUUAUGUUGGUUUUGUCGUGACGCGGCUCAUAUGUAUGCUUUUUCUGUCAAAUUUCACUAAGCUAUUUCUCAUUCCUUAUCUAGAGAAAAAUCAGCCUACACAAUGAAGUAUAUAAUAUGGUAAAAUCUUCUUACUUUAAUGUGUAUAAAACUAUAUAUCUGCUGCCUGUAGUUAACAGAGUUAUUGUUUGAAUUUUGAAAAAGAAUAAUUCCAGAAUACCUGUAUGAAAGAGGUAUGUUUGUAUAUUUUCUUAUGAUCGAAUGAUACCUGCACAAAAUCAUGUUUCAUAAGUUAAAUCCUUACUCAAAAGAUCAGCAUAAUAUUUUGUCAUGGAACAUUUUAUUCUGUUUAUACACAAUAUUCAUGCAGGGCUUCCACUAAGUUCCAAAAUUUGGAAGUCACACUAUAUAGAUAAAGAAGAAUAAGAAUGACAUUUUAGAAGUCACAAGCCAAAUUUAAGGAGUAAAAUGACUCCCAGAGUUCCAUUAACGGAAGCCCUGUGUUUGUUAAAUAAGAGACAUUCUAAGUUACAAUUCUUCGAAAAAUGUCUUGUUUGUAAUUUAACAAUAAAUAUAGAUUUUUUGUAGGUACAAAAUUCUUUUACCUUUGUUUAAUUUAUUAAAGUUGUCUCACUGUCUUGUAUAAGAGAGUGGUGUAUUAAAUUAAAAUUUUGUUCUUUUUAUUCUUUAAACUUCUCAUUGAGACGUGACACCACUAUUCUACUGUUGUUGUUGUUGUUGUAUUUCCAUUUCUGUGUGUCACUGAUAUAUAUAUAUAUACUAUUGAGAUAAAGGACUUGUAUUAAAAUGUCAAUGGCUUGCUUUAUUAUAUUUGAUUAUAAUCUUUCACCAAGUUGUUUUGGCAUUUAUUUUUGUCGUACAUUGUACUAUUUAAUAACUUCAAACCAAUAAACACUGAACAUUGUUCCGUUAUCCUGUAAACAUCUAUUUUCAGGGGCUCCAGGUGUUUUAACAUUUUUACAAUUUAUUCAAUUAUUAUAUCAUCAUUUGAGCCGCGUCACGACAAAACCAACAUAGUGGGUUUGCGACCAGCAUGGAUCCAGAUCAGCCUUCGCAUCUGCGCAGUCUGAUCAGGAUCCUUGCUGUUCGCUAACCAUCCCUAUUACAAGUAGAGAAACUGAUAGCGAACAGCAUGGAUCCUGAUCAGACUGCGCGGAUCGCAGGCUGAUCUGGAUCCAUGCUGGUCGCAAACCCACUUUGUUGGUUUUGUCGUGACGCGGCUCAUUUGUUUCUUUGUUGAACAUGUUUUAUAAAAAUUCAAAUUUUUUAAACCAACAUCUUUUAUAUAUAUAAGGUAUAAAGUUAUUUAAAGGAGUUCCACUGAGGUCAACAAGCAUACAGACAUAAAAUUUAAAAUUCUUGCAUUGAUCAAGUGAUUCACUUAAAAUGCAAAAAUCUGUGAAAGAUAAUCAAGAAAUAUUCCAGAAAUUAAGUUGAAAAUCAAAUAGUUUGUGCAAUUCUUGUUCUGAUUUAAGUGCAAUGCUUUUUAUUUUUUUAUCAUAUUGCACAAUACAAAUGAUCAUUCUGGAAAAAAAUGUAUGUGGGAAUGAUCUGAAAAUUUGCACAGAAAUUAUUGGUGCAAACCUCCAUCAAAUGGUUCACAAAUCAUGGAAAAAUAUCUCAUCACUAGUGCUGUCAUGUGAAAAAAAAAAAACUUUAGUGGAGUCCCUUUAAGACUAACUGAAUUGGCAGAUUUUAUUUUGUAUCAUACCAGACAUACAGUUUUGAAAAAUGAUGUUUGUUAAUUAUGUGAAAGUAAGUGACUUGUCUGCCAAAUUAUCUUUUAUUCCUAUCUAACUCUUAAACCUGCUGGAACCAAAAGUGAGUAGUCAUUGUAACCAGUAUAGAGCCCGGCCAGCUGGCUCAUCCGUGUAGUCUGACCAGACUUUAUACUGUUGGUAACUCAAUUUUUGUACCUACAUAUUCAAAUUCCAUAAAAUUUGAACGGACUGUUCCAAAUUCAAAGCUGGGCAAAUCCGUUACACAAAUUCAGCAGGUCGAGGGUUUAGGAAGCCACAGAAAUAUUCUUGAAAAGAUCAAAAGGGUAUAAAAUUCUGUGAGUGUAGAGGUUUACAAACUUAUAUUGUAUAUUUCACUGUUCAAAGCUUUACGUCUUUUAGUUGAGGACAAUAUUACAGAUUAAAGUUGUGUUUAAAUAGCUUUAAAGAUAUUUUUAACCAAACUUAAAUGAUAUAACAAUUUCUGUAUCUUAUAUAUGGUCGGAAAAUACGGUACUAUUAAUAAUUGUCAUAGGUGCUUAAAAAUCAAGGUUCAUGUUACAAUAUUUUUGUUGUAAAACGUUUUUCCCUUCCAUGUAAGUUAUGUAGAUAUAUAUGUAAACUAUGUAUUGUGGUAUGUAUAUAAUAGAAUAAUAUUAUCUAGUUCAAUGUUAUUUUUACAAUAAAGGAGAGGUAACUUGUAUGUUAUUUACCAAUGCAGUAAAGUUCAAUAGAAAUUGCUGAUAUAUUUUGAUUUGUAAUAAAUAUUGUCAAAAUAUUCUUUUUGACCAUUUAAGAAAAGUCAAAGUUAUCUUUUCUAGAUUUGUCUUUGUAAAAAAUGCAGUCUUGAUAAGUUAUUAUAAUUUUGCUGAUGACUGUUUAAAUGUUUGAAGAGAUUUUACAAGCUGCUGUACUUAUUGUAGAAUAUAAUGUCUUAUUCUUGUUUUAACAAUAUGAUGAUUAGAACAGAUCGUAUUGCAACUAAGGGUUCAAAAUACAUAAAACAGAUUGGGACUUCUAGCUAUGUAUUUAAAUGUCAUGUUUGCUCUGAUAUGCUUAAAAAACUCUAUGAAAUUUGACCAGAAUUGUUGUCUAAUUAAAAAAUCAUUUACAAGAUUCUGUUUGUUAAUUUAGAACGGAAUACUAUAUCAUUUGCUCAAAUAACCUGUUAGUAUCUGAAAAUCUCUUACUUGGCAUAAUGCAGGCAUAAUAUUUCAAUUUUUUGUUUUGUACCAAAGUGGGUCUUGUAUAAGGUUAAACCUGCAUUGUAUGAGAACGGCUUUUAAUAUAUUAAAGGGACUCCACUGAGAUUUUUUGACAUGAGGGGAUUACAAAUAUUUUCCCCGAGAUUUGUGCACCAUUUGAUAAAGGUCUGUGUGCAAAUUUUCAGAUCAUUCUCUCUCCCUGUUUCCAGAAUAAGCAUUUUUAUUAUGGAUAUUGACCAAUAAACAAAGUGUUGAAUGCUUUUCACUCGUAUCAAGAUAAGAAUCGCACAAAAAGUUGAUAUCAAUAAAUUUUGAGUAAGUUUUUAUUUUACCCUUUCCAGAUUUUAAGUGCUUCACUUUGCUUUAUGCAAAAAUUAAAAUUUCAUGUUUUAAAGUUAUUUGACCUCAGUGGAGCUCCUUUAAUCAUAUGCACUUAUCAAUGUUACUAUGGACAAGCUAAGAAUUUUUUGUGACCAUACAGUUGAUGUUCUCAUGUAUGAUGGAAUAUUGAAAUAACAGAUGUAAAAUUUUUUUUUACAACAUAUUAAGUAAACCUUUAGUUGAAUCCUCCUAUUAUAAUUGGGCAAUCAUUAAUUUAUUAAAUUUAACAGUUUGAGAUUACUGGUGAAAGAAGAAUUUCAUAAAAUUUUAUUUUUAUUCCAAUAAUUUCACCUGUAGAUGUUUUUGAACUAAUGAAUAGCUCCUUUUAAUAUUGUUUUUAUUGUAAAGACAUAUUAGAAUAGAAUUAAUGUUGUCUCUCUAGUUUCAAAUAUUGGCAAUGAAAUUUUGGCCAUUUUACUUAAGUUUCUUCUGAUAUUGGCAAUGAAAUCUGGUCUUUUUGAGGUUUGAAAAGAUGCUUCAGUUUUGGCCAUCUUGCUUUAGUUAUGAAUAUUUUGACCUUUGCAAUGAAAUUUGGGCCAUUUACUUUAGCUAUUUCUAAUAUUGGCAAUGAAAUUUGGGCUACUUUGAGUUUCAUAAAGUUUAAUUUCCAAUAUUGCAUUGAUAUUUUUGCCAUUUAUUAACUUUUAUGAUGUGUUUAUAUUUCUUAUAUUGCUCUCUGUAUUUUAUCUUGUACUCAUUCCAGAAUAGUGUAAAUGUGUUCAGUUGAAAUUUCAAACAUCUCAAUGUUUAUAAUGUUUGUUAAGCUGGUAUGAGGUUAAUUGAGGUUAAGGAAUCUUUAAAUCAUAAUGUUCUAUUUCACAACUAGACUUCCAGCCUUAAAAAAAUUACAUUUUUGAGCUUUUCUCAAAAUUUCUUACUUGUAACAUUGGACCAAGCAAUAAUCUUCAUUGUUAAUUAUGUCGGCAAGUAAGCAAAGUUGUGAGGUUUUAUAUAUUCUUUAACUUGUCUAGUUUGUUUCUUUCUUUUUUACGUAAUUAUACAUUCUAACUGAUGAUGAUUUAACAGUGUCAAUGUUCAGUGACGUCAAUUCAUCAGCACCCGGGAUAUUAUUACAUAGAUUACAGUAGACUCCCUUGUUUUACAUUAUUUUAUUAUAAAGGGCAUUUUGUGUUAGAAUUUUAGAAAUUUGAAAGAGAGUUAUCGCUUCAACUUACAGUUGUGUUUCAUGGAAUUUAUUCACAUUUAGUAGGGUAUGGAUUCAAUACAACUGUGUAUUAUUCAGUUUAUCUACCAUUAGCUUGCACAUAUUUCUUCUUUAUAAAACAUUUGCUGGAUAUCGAAAAAACUUGGACUCCAGAAUUACAAUUAAGUAUUAUAUUGACCUAGCAUGAAUUAGUAAGUAUGUAAAGAAAGGCUUUAGUUAUCGAGGCUACAUAUUUGGUUUCCCAGUCUUCCAUGUGGGCCUCUAGAUAUUUAAGAUAUUUGAAUUAGGUGCUUUGUGUGCUGGAUUUUCUUGCCAUGAUAGCAAAUAAAGACAUGAAAGCCUUGUCUCUUUGGCACACUGUUACGGUCAGUUUUGCAAUGCUUAAAUGAAAAACAGAAUGUUAUAAUGACUUAUGUUGAACUUUAUGUAUUUUAAUGUUGUUAUAAAACCCUUCAACUCUCUAUAGGGACUGGACUGGUGGUCAUAAUUAGGUGCGUCAAAUAAUGCACAGAUAGGUCUUCAUCCACAAGUAAAACCUGGAAAGUCAACAUAUGACAUUAACAGUGUUGGUACCAUUUAAAACACAACCAAAAAGUUGUAAUAAUUUGUUACGACAUUGAUAUAAAAAGAUAAUAUUUGAUAGUUUUACUUGCUAAUAGUAAUGUAUGAUUUUUACUUAAUUGAUGCAGAUUUAUGUAUUUGACAUUGACAUAACACACAAAAAUAGAAUAACAUCUAUACUGAUUAACAUAUCUGUUUUAAAAUAUGUAACAUAUAUUAACAUAUGUAUAAAAUGUAAGUAAGAAAGGUCUAUUUGUGUAAAAAUGAUGCCGUCAUUGGUUUAAAUUGUUCUACUAUUUUAAUAUUUUUAGCCAGAAUUGUUUUAUCAUUUAAGUAUUUAUGUAUACUAUAUAGAUAAAAAAGAUACAUUGCAUGUUAUUUGUUAGGAAAAGAAAACUUACAUUAUAAAUUCUACAUGUAUAUUUUUGUCUUGGAUAAUAAAAGUUACUGGAUGGCUCAUGAA